Messenger RNA from Zychaea mexicana, 1100 nucleotides. RefSeq names its product PIN domain-like protein. The annotation marks the transcript as partial. Lineage: Eukaryota; Fungi; Mucoromycota; Mucoromycetes; Mucorales; Lichtheimiaceae. The transcript has 2 exons. The record is from RefSeq and is a predicted model, not a curated record.
CUUGUUUAGAAUCUUCUCCGUAACACUUCUUCUGCCAUUUUCUGCUGCUGAUGGGGAUCUUUGGUCUCUCAGCAUUCGUUUUUGAACAUGGCACAUUAGGCACACAAUGUACCUGGUCUUCGGAUUCACAACAAGACGAGAACGAUCAUUUCAUUAUCGAUGGCAACGCUUUCACCUACCAUUAUGCAAUGAAAACAAAUUUUAACUGGGUUCACGGAGGCAAGCUUCCUUACAAGAAGACCUACAAAAUGUUUGCAGAAACAGUCCGACGGGAUAUCGCAGCGAUGCAACGAGCUGGAAUUCGAUUGACGUUUUUGUUCGACGGAGCACUACCGCAUGAUAAAGAGUAUACACGGAUGAAACGCUACAGAUCCUACAUUGAGCGUGCGGAGCUCAUUUUAGCACACCUGGAUCAGAUCAACAACAACCUGCGAACGCAAGAAUCCGGAAUCCAGCAUGCCGCCGAUAUGUACUUGAUACCACCGCUGAUGCUGGAGGUGUGCCUCCAAACGAUCAGGGAUCUGGGUCUUGAUCCUGUAGUAUGCCAAGGAGAAGCGGAUGGACGCGUGGUGCGACUUGCCGACGAAUGUCAAGGUUACGUUGUAUCCAAAGAUUCUGACAUGCACGUAUAUCCCCAUAUUGGCAAAGGCUAUAUACCUCUCAACACACUCACUAUCUACAGUGAGGUAAGCGACAACAGCCACAGCCACAGCAACAGCACAGUAAAAGGGACUGUGUAUCAUCCUCGACGGUUAGCAUCUCUUCUGCAAUUGAACAGUGUCGCUUUACUUCCUGUGUUUGGCGCUAUUCUCGGUAACGAUUAUAUCGAUCCGCAACUCGUACGAUACCCUAUCAUGGAAUGGUGCUCCUCUAGAAAUAUGCCUGUCAAGAACAAGAUUAGCUACUGGCCAAAGUGCGUUGCAGAAUAUUUGCGCGAUAUGGGAAGCGAUUUGGAUCUGGUGGGCAUUGCAGACAAUCUCAAAGCGCUUAUUGGCAAGGCGCGAGAAUAUAAUACAGCAGCUACUGCCGCAGCUGUGGAUGGAUUAGAGGAGGCACUGGUUUCGUCUGUAUAUCGAUACGAUCCGGAGAGCACGCUGUUA